AUUUUUCGGAAACCUAUUGAGUGGCCACUGGUUUUGCCUACACAUCGAUCUGAUAGGACAUCCAAACAGCUACUGAUUCUUGUUGUUUGUGGUGAUAAUAAUAAUAAUAAUAAUAUCAAUCAUUUCAUAUAUCGAUAGACCAUCAGAUGUUAUCCGUGAGGCCAACACUUAACAAGUGUUGAUUUUCGGGUCAUCGUUGUUGUUGUUGUUGGUGUUGUAGUGGCUAACGAUGCCAUUACGGUGAACCAUAUAUCGUAUCAUAAAAGUGGACACAUUUUAAGAGUGAUCUCUCUCUCUCUCUCUCUCUUUCUUUUAUCACAUUUCAUAUGUCGUCGUCACUAACAAUGGCCAACAAUAACAACAAUAGCAACAACAACACGACCACUGCCGCCGCUAACGCCAACAACGACUGGCGACCCGAUUAUUUUCUAUUGGGAAUGUACUCUAUGCGACCACAACUAUGCGACGUGACUUUGAUUACCGACGAUAAUCACCGAAUUGUAGCCCAUCGUAUUGUUUUAGCCGCCAGUUUGCAGUACUUUCAGGCCAUGUUUGUCGGUUCGCCGAGCGGCGGCCAAUAUGUAGAAAGUGGCCAGUGCGAGAUACAUAUACGUAAUGUGGAUGGCAUGGCAUUAAACGAGAUUAUCAAGUGGUCCUAUACGGGUCAAGUGGACACCAGAACCGAUAAUGUGGAACAGUUGAUGAGCGCCGCAAAAAUGCUGGACUGCGACCAUGUGGUGGCCAUUUGUGUCCAGUUUAUUGAAUCCCAGUUGCAUCCGGAGAACGCACUGGGCGUCUACGGGUUUGCCGAACUGCUCGGCUGUACUGAUCUCCAAGAGUUCACAAUGAACUAUAUAUACAAUAACUUUGUGGCCAUUUCGCGCCAAUCGGAAGAGUUUAUGCAGUUGACCGGUGAACGAGUGGCUCAAAUAAUAUCUUCGGAUCUGUUGGACACUGGAGAGGAUGGCGAACAAGUGGUACUGUCGGCACUGAUUGCUUGGAUACUAUACGCCCGAACCGAUCGUAUGAAGUGUUUGUCGUCGCUUAUACAACACAUACGAUUUCCGCGCUUUACUCAGGAAAGUCUUGUACGCAUUGAAGACGAGUAUCCGAUCAUCAAAAGCGACGCCACCUGUAAGGAUCUGCUCAUCGAAGCCAUGAAAUAUCAUCUCUGUAAUGGCCAGAUUUCGGUGGCGAACAAUGCACGCUUUCGGCGACGCAAACCAAUGGGACGGGCCAAGUGUUUGCUGGUAUUUGGCGGCCAAUCGCCGAAAGCCGUCUCCGAGAACGAGUACUACGACUUUAAGCUGUGCCAAUGGAUUAAACUGGAACCCAAUCUACCUGAUCGUCGAUGUCGCGCUGGACUAGCCAUUCAUAACGGUAUAGUCUAUGUAAUCGGUGGUUUCAAUGGACAGUCGCGUAUCAAUACAGUCGACAGGUUUGAUCUGCAGCACAAAGAGUGGAAACAGUGUCGACAAAUGCUGGCUAAGCGGUCAACGCUAGGGGUCGGCCUAUUCAACAAUAUGAUCUAUGCUAUCGGCGGUUUCGAUGGUACAAUUGGCCUACAGUCGGCCGAAGUGUAUGACCCGAAAAAAGAUUUGUGGCAAUACAUUACGCCGAUGUCUACCCGACGCUCAUCAGUAGGUGUGGCCACACUUAACGGCGGCAUUUAUGCCGUKGGCGGCUACGAUGGCGCCAGUCGACAGUGUCUGUCAUCUGUCGAGUAUUAUAAUCCCGUGAACAACACGUGGACAUUGAUUUGUGAUAUGUCUCAGCGUAGAAGUGGAGCCGGCGUCGGAGUAUUAGAUGGUCGACUGUAUGCAAUUGGCGGCCACGAUGGACCAGCCGUACGCAAGAGUGUCGAAUGCUACGAUCCGGCUACCAAUAGCUGGUACCAGUGCGCCGAUAUGAUCAAUGCUCGCCGCAACGCCGGCGUAGUCUCAAUGGACAGCUUUCUAUAUGUGAUUGGCGGCGAUGAUGGCCAGAGUCAUCUGUUAUCCGUCGAGGUGUAUAAUCCACAGAUAAACUCGUGGUCACUGUUGCCGGAAGAGAUGUCUAUGGGACGAAGUUAUGCUGGAGUUGCCAUCAUUGACAAGACAUGGACGUGAAUACCCCGCAAAAAAACGACUGAUAAAUUACAUUACAUGUUAUUUUGAUAUUUUUUAUCAUUAUUAUUAAUAAUUUGUAAUAA
Oppia nitens is the source of this 2191-nucleotide messenger RNA. It is a transcript of the gene kel, whose product is annotated as kelch-like protein 3. Gene Ontology annotation, molecular function: protein binding. The record is from RefSeq and is a predicted model, not a curated record. The transcript has a single exon. Bases 327 to 2108 code for a protein of 593 amino acids. Lineage: Eukaryota; Metazoa; Arthropoda; Arachnida; Sarcoptiformes; Oppiidae.